GAAUGGCUUCAAUCGGCGGCAAUGGCGACUCUGACUUCUGAAGGUUGUUGGUAGGUACAUUCAAUGGAGGAAUAGCUUCAAUCGGCGGCAAUGGCGACUCUGCAACCAACCAGCCUUCCGGCAACAACCCUUCUCCAUCCGGUUGGUGGAAGAAUGAGACGCACACCAGAAAGAAAAGUUGGAAGAAAAAUAGCUAAGAAGACUUUCUAUGCCCUACAAAAUCGACCCGAUCCCCUCUUCUCACUUCCGGCAAUCUCUUCCUAUUUCUUUCUCACUUACUCCACCCCCAACCUUGCAUCCCUUCUCCCAUGGAGGCCAGCUCCGGUCUGGUCGCCGGUUCUCACAACCGCAAUGAGCUCGUGCUGAUUCGAGGGCAUGAAGAGCGGAAGCAAAUUAGGGCGCUGAAUGGUCAAGUGUGUGAGAUUUGUGGGGAUGAAGUAGGGCUGACGGUGGAUGGAGAUCUGUUUGUAGCCUGUAAUGAGUGUGGAUUUCCGGUUUGUCGGCCGUGCUAUGAGUAUGAGCGGAGAGAGGGCAGCCAGCUCUGCCCUCAGUGCAAAACUAGGUACAAGCGUAUCAAGGGGAGCCCGAGAGUGGAGGGCGAUGAUGAAGAAGAAGAUAUAGAUGAUUUGGAUCAUGAAUUCAACAUAGAAGAUGAGCAAAACAAGAAACAAAUUCAACAUAUGUCGCCACCACCGGCAGCUAAGCUCACUGCAGAAGCUAUGCUCCAUGGAAAGAUGAGCUAUGGGAGAGGCCCUGAGGAUGGGGACAAUGAAACACCUCAGUUUCCUCCUAUCAUCACUGGCAACCGUUCUCGAACGGUCAGCGGUGAAUUCCCCAUAUCCAAUGGCCACAGUCAUGGAGAUUUCCCAUCAUCCUUACACAAGCGUGUUCAUCCAUAUCCUGUCUCAGAACCUGGGAGCGAAAGGUGGGAUGAGAAGAAAGAUGGAGGGUGGAGAGACAGAAUGGAUGAGUGGAAAUCGAAGCAAGGGUUUCUCGGAGGAGAUCCUGAAGAUAUUGAUCCGGACAUGCCAAUUGUGGAUGAGGCAAGGCAGCCUUUAUCGAGGAAGGUUCCGAUUGCUUCAAGCAAAAUCAAUCCUUAUAGAAUGGUGAUUGUGCUUCGUCUGGUCGUUCUCGCAUUUUUCCUCCGUUAUAGAAUUCUUCAUCCAGUUCAUGAUGCCUAUGGGCUUUGGCUCACUUCUGUCAUCUGUGAAAUCUGGUUUGCCAUCUCAUGGAUUCUCGAUCAGUUCCCUAAAUGGUUUCCGAUCGAUCGAGAGACUUAUUUGGACCGCCUCUCUCUAAGAUAUGAGAUGGAAGGGGAGCCCUCAAUGCUAUCUCCUGUCGACAUUUUUGUCAGCACUGUUGACCCAUUGAAAGAACCUCCUUUGGUCACCGCUAACACCGUGCUUUCAAUCCUAGCAGUGGACUAUCCAGUGGACAAGGUCUCAUGCUAUGUUUCAGACGAUGGUGCUUCCAUGCUCACGUUUGAAGCACUCUCAGAAGCCGCCGAGUUCGCUCGGAAGUGGGUUCCUUUCUGUAAGAAGUUCAAUAUCGAACCUCGGGCUCCUGAGAUGUAUUUCUAUCUCAAGGUUGAUUACCUCAAGGAUAAGGUGCAACCAAACUUCGUCAAGGAAAGGCGGGCCAUGAAGAGAGAAUAUGAAGAAUUUAAGAUAAGGAUAAAUGCAUUGGUUGCAAAAGCUACAAAGGUGCCUGCAGAAGGUUGGAUUAUGAAGGAUGGAACCCCAUGGCCUGGAAAUAACACCAGAGAUCACCCAGGCAUGAUUCAAGUUUUUCUUGGCCACAAUGGCGGCCAUGACGAAGAUGGCAAUGAACUUCCUCGUCUUGUUUAUGUCUCAAGGGAGAAAAGACCAGGUUUCCAGCAUCAUAAGAAGGCCGGUGCAAUGAAUGCUCUGAUUCGUGUGUCAGCAGUGCUUACAAAUGCACCAUUUAUGCUCAACUUGGACUGUGAUCACUAUAUCAACAAUAGCAAGGCUAUAAGGGAGUCCAUGUGUUUCUUAAUGGAUCCUCAGGUUGGAAGGAAAGUGUGUUAUGUUCAGUUCCCCCAAAGAUUUGAUGGCAUCGAUAAGAAUGAUCGAUAUGCAAACAGGAACACCGUCUUCUUCGACAUCAAUAUGAAAGGAUUAGAUGGAAUCCAAGGUCCAGUUUAUGUGGGAACUGGUUGUGUCUUUCGCCGUCAAGCUCUCUAUGGCUACAACCCACCCAGAGGACCGAAAAGGCCAAAAAUGGUGAGCUGCGAUUGCUGCCCGUGUUUCGGCAAGCGGAAGAAGAAAAUGUACAACAAGAAUGGCAGUGAGCUUCCAUCAGAGGGAGGAGUUGAUGAAGACAAGCAGAUGCUGAUGUCUCAGAUGAAUUUUGAGAAGAGAUUUGGACAAUCUGCAGCCUUUGUGACGUCCACUUUAAUGGAGCAAGGUGGAGUUCCCCCUUCUUCAAGCCCUGAAGCUCUUCUCAAAGAGGCCAUUCAUGUCAUCAGCUGUGGUUAUGAAGAUAAGACAGAAUGGGGAUCAGAGCUGGGAUGGAUCUAUGGCUCAAUCACAGAGGAUAUCUUGACCGGAUUCAAGAUGCACUGCCGCGGAUGGAGAUCCGUAUACUGCAUGCCCCACAGGCCGGCGUUCAAGGGAUCUGCCCCCAUCAAUCUCUCCGACCGGCUCAACCAGGUUCUCCGGUGGGCUCUCGGUUCGGUUGAGAUCUUCUUCAGCCGGCACAGCCCGGUCUGGUAUGGCUACAGGAACGGCCACCUCAAAUGGCUUGAACGCUUCUCGUAUAUAAACACCACCAUCUACCCCUUCACCGCUCUCCCUCUGCUUGCUUACUGCACCCUUCCUGCUGUCUGCCUUCUCACCGGAAAAUUCAUCAUGCCAUCCAUAAGCACAUUUGCAAGCCUCUUCUUCAUUGCCCUCUUCAUCUCCAUCUUCGCGACGGGGAUCCUCGAACUGCGGUGGAGCGGAGUGAGCAUCGAAGAGUGGUGGAGAAACGAGCAGUUCUGGGUCAUCGGCGGCGUCUCCGCCCACCUCUUCGCAGUCGUGCAAGGCCUGCUGAAAAUCCUCGCCGGAAUCGACACCAACUUCACUGUCACUUCCAAGGCCUCCGAUGAUGAGGAGUUCAGCGAGCUCUACGCAUUCAAAUGGACCACUCUGCUCAUCCCUCCCACCACCAUUUUGAUCGUAAACAUUGUCGGAGUUGUGGCUGGAAUAUCAGAUGCCAUAAACAAUGGGUAUGAUUCAUGGGGACCGCUUUUUGGGAAGCUCUUCUUCUCCUUUUGGGUGAUCGUUCAUCUCUAUCCGUUCCUGAAGGGGUUGAUGGGGCGGCAGAAUCGGACUCCGACGAUCGUCGUGAUCUGGUCGGUUCUCUUGGCUUCCAUCUUCUCAUUGCUGUGGGUGAGGAUAGAUCCAUUUGUGGUGAGAGCUGUAGGACCAGAUGUGAGGCAAUGUGGGAUCAAUUGCUGAAACUUACAGGUGAUGCUGAUACUCUACACAGAUUGUUGUGUUUUGACAUUUUGUGAAAGUUUUGGUUGUAUUCUAUAUUAUGAGAGUUUCAUACAUGUGAUUAAUGGUGAGAGUGAAGUUUUCAUUUUGUUGUGGUUUAUACUGGAGAUGAAAUGUGUCAUAUGGAAGUUUUAAUGGACAAUUGAAAAAAAUAUUGUUGAAUUGAUACGCCAACAAUAAUGGUGGAAUGAACUUGUUGUCUG
Messenger RNA from Phalaenopsis equestris, 3703 nucleotides. RefSeq names its product cellulose synthase A catalytic subunit 9 [UDP-forming]. Gene Ontology annotation, biological process: cellulose biosynthetic process; plant-type primary cell wall biogenesis. The transcript is spliced from 13 exons. The record is from RefSeq and is a predicted model, not a curated record. The coding region runs from base 309 to 3461 and encodes 1050 amino acids. Gene Ontology annotation, cellular component: trans-Golgi network; plasma membrane. NCBI's taxonomy places the organism in Eukaryota, Viridiplantae, Streptophyta, Magnoliopsida, Asparagales, Orchidaceae. Gene Ontology annotation, molecular function: cellulose synthase (UDP-forming) activity.